Macroventuria anomochaeta is the source of this 916-nucleotide messenger RNA. RefSeq lists its product as uncharacterized. Bases 38 to 916 code for a protein of 292 amino acids. NCBI's taxonomy places the organism in Eukaryota, Fungi, Ascomycota, Dothideomycetes, Pleosporales, Didymellaceae. The transcript has a single exon. The record is from RefSeq and is a predicted model, not a curated record.
CAUCUCUCACACAUUACGACUGCAUUCUAAGUAUACAAUGGCCAGCGCGACAUCAUGGUACUUAUUACCGCCCGACCUGUUGGAGCUACAAAUUGGUCAGAUCGACCUGUUAAUGGCGAUGUACCCGGAGGAUAUCACACUUGACGACCAUGCGGAGAAGGUGCUCGAUAUUCUGCGCAAUGCGGUUGACAACGGUGGAAGUUGCGGUUUGAAUAUUGCACCUGUGGUUUCUAUGGUCCUGCAGUUGUCCAUAGCAGAAGACGAUGCGCAGACAAUACGAUUGGACCUCACCGCUCCGUUCACAUACGAAGGCUUUCAAACUCCUGACGAACCACCAAACUUCAAGGUUCGAAUUCAGCAGCCAUCAUGGCUUAACAGAGCAGCCACAAAUCAGCUCCAAGACGUAGUGCCUGAGGGAGAAGAUCUGCUCAGCACCAUCGAACACAUCAAAGAGACGGCUGCACGAGCGCUUGAGGUUUCUCUUCAAUCACAAGUGACCUCAGCUACAUCCGCGUCUGAUUCCGGGACCUCCGUGCGAGUCUGGUUCUACUUUCCGUCGAUCAGCACACGCUCCAAGCGCGACGACUUCAUCAAGUUUGCUCCCGCAUACAACCUCACUGGCUUUCUGUACGCCGGUAAGCCAGGCCUACUUUGCGUUGAAGGCGGCUCGCAGAGCAUUGACGAAUACAUGCGCUUCAUCAAAACAGAAAGUUGGGGGAACAUUCCGUCGCAUCACAAGAAGGUCAGCGAGCGGUAUCGUGAGACCGCAGAAAGGGUGUUCAGUGACAUGACUGAGAUCACGGAUACUGUGGGCGAGAGAAGAGGACAGAGACAGAAUAGGGGCGACAUGAAAGCUGUUGAGGAGUGGCUCGAUGAGAGAGGGUUGAAGGAGGCGUUGACAAAGGUGUUGAUGUGA